AUGGUCGAUGCAGCUAGCCAAGCACUUCUCCCGGCGAAUCAGGCCCGGAAUGUAGCCUUUGACAGAGUCCUGCACAAGAACUCAUCGAAUGCUCAGGGCGGGCUUCGUGCCAUGAUCAACAAGGACAACGAGGCACACAAGGCGGCUGUGGUUGAAUACUUUCAGCACUGGGAUGAUAAGAAGGCUGAAGACGAGACUGAAGCCGUUCGACAAGCUCGUGUUGAUGAUUAUGCAAGCUUGACUAGACAAUACUACAAUUUGGCGACGGAUCUCUACGAAUACGGCUGGGGAGAAGCAUUCCACUUCUGCAGAUUUGCCUACGGAGAAACCUUUCGUCAGGCCGUUAACCGACACGAACACUUUCUGGCAAGCAGCGUCGGUAUCAAGCCUGGCAUGCGCGUUUUAGACGUCGGAUGCGGCGUUGGCGGACCGGCCCGCGAAAUAGUCAAGUUUACCGGAUGCCAUGUCACAGGCUUGAACAUCAACUCGUAUCAGAUCAGCCGAGCCAGGCAAUAUGCAGUCAAAGAAGGACUUACACAUAAGCUUGAUUUCGUCCAGGGGGAUUUCAUGAGCUUGCCCUUCCCCGACAACUCGUUCGAUGCCGUCUACGUAAUCGAAGCUACCGUCCACGCACCCUCCCUGGAAGAUGUCUACAGGGAAAUAUUCCGCGUCCUGAAGCCAGGAGGCGUCUUUGGCGUCUACGAAUGGUUCAUGACCGACGCCUACGAUAACAAUGACUUGACCCAUCGUCAAAUCCGCCUCGACAUUGAGGAAGGCGACGGCAUUGCUCAAAUGCUCAAAGUCGAAGACGGUCUCGCUGCCAUUCAAGCCGCCGGCUUCACGCUCGAAACCCACUACGACCUUGCCGAGGAUGACAGCAACGAUACCAGUGUCGCUCCUUGGUAUUGGCCCCUGGGAACUGAUCUUCGAUACGCGCAAACUCUGACGGAUGUGCUUACGGUACUGAGAAUGAACCGUUUCGGAAGAGUGGUGUCUCACGCUUUCAUUUCGACUCUGGAAUUACUGCGCAUUGCUCCGGCCGGCACGAUGAAGACGGCUCAGAGCCUGGCAAAGGCGGCGGACGCGUUGGUUGAGGGAGGGAAGAGGAAGCUAUUCACACCCAUGUAUUUGAUGGUGGGCCGCAAGCCGGAGGUUUGA
Trichoderma citrinoviride is the source of this 1158-nucleotide messenger RNA. RefSeq names its product delta(24)-sterol C-methyltransferase. The transcript has 3 exons. The record is from RefSeq and is a predicted model, not a curated record. Gene Ontology annotation, cellular component: endoplasmic reticulum. Gene Ontology annotation, molecular function: sterol 24-C-methyltransferase activity. NCBI's taxonomy places the organism in Eukaryota, Fungi, Ascomycota, Sordariomycetes, Hypocreales, Hypocreaceae. The coding region runs from base 1 to 1158 and encodes 385 amino acids. Gene Ontology annotation, biological process: ergosterol biosynthetic process.